AAACCCGUCGUCCCGCGACCCCACGUUCACGGUCAUGAGAAAAAGUACGAAUCUUGCUAAAUAAAUCACCGAGAAACUGUUCUGUAUAGGUUGCUCCACAAUGGUAUGCACGUGCAAAAUGUCUCCUACAUCUAGUAAUUUCGCGUGAGGCGUUAAUUUUGAAAAUAGGCAUAGUAAGUGGCACCGAGGUGUGCACGAAGGAACGGUACCCUGAAUAACAGGAGAAUAGCGAGCUCAGUUCCUGCUGAGCUAGGAGCAAAGCCGGGUUGCAUUGUUAUUGGUUGUACGAUGUUUAAUGUGUACCUCCACAUUUUAGAUUAGGCCAGAUUAGGCUCAUGCUAAUUGUGAUAUAAACAACGUUAACCUAUUUUUUGAAAAUUAUUUUAUCUCGAUAAACAAUGGCUGAGGAAGAAUCUGAAGAGAAGGAAUAUCGCUGGGAGACUGGUUAUGAAAAAACAUGGGAAGCAAUUAAAGAAGAUGAUCAUGGGUUAUUGGAAGCAUCUGUCGCAACUAUCAUUCAUAAUGCUAAAAGAAAACGGCAGUUGGACAGAAAACAGGGUGCUAGAUUAGGAAUGAUGAGGCAUCUUUAUAUUAUCUUAGAUGCUUCGGAGUCAAUGUCCAAUCAAGAUUUAAAACCAACUCGAUUUCUGUGUUCCCUAAAACUUUUAGAGGAUUUCAUCGAAGAAUUUUUCUAUCAAAAUCCUAUAAGUCAGUUGGGUGUAAUUAUAACUAGAAAUAAAAGAGCUGAAAAAAUUAGUGACUUGUCUGGUAAUGCAAAGAAGCACAUCAAGGAAUUAAGAGCAUUACAACAAACUGCAAUAACUGGCGAACCUUCUUUGCAAAAUUCUGUGGAGUUAGCUAUGAAGUCGUUAAAAUUAUUGCCUUCCCACGCUAGUAAAGAAAUAUUAAUAGUUGUAGGUGCUCUUACUACUUGUGAUCCUGGAGAUAUCAACGAAACAAUACAGAGUAUGAAAGCAGAUAGUAUUAGAUGUAGUGUGAUAGGAUUGGCUGCUGAGUUAUAUAUCUGUAAACGAAUGGCAAACAGAACUGGUGGUGAACACGGUGUUGUACUCGAUGAUAAGCAUUAUAAGGAGCAGUUAAAUGUGCACAUAGAUCCUCCACCUGCCGCAACGCGACUGGAUGCAGCUCUUGUCAAAAUGGGAUUUCCACAUCAUGCUUUACACUCUAACGCGUCAGACACAUCUAUGACAGUAUGCAUGUGCCAUGCAGAGAAUUCUGAUGAAUCGGUUAAACUUAUGAGUACCGGCUAUCUUUGUCCCCAAUGUCUUAGUAAACAUUGUGAGCUACCUGUGGAAUGUAGGGCAUGUGGUCUUACUUUAGUAUCCGCUCCGCAUUUGGCAAGAUCAUAUCAUUAUUUGUUUCCUGUCGAACCCUAUAAAGAAAUUGCAUUUGAGGGCGAUUAUUUCUCCUGCUUUGGUUGCCAGAAAGCUUUUACUCAAAAGGACAAAAAGGUAUAUACUUGUGGCAAAUGUAACCAAACGUUUUGUUUGGACUGUGAAAUAUUUAUCCAUGAAAUCUUGCACACAUGUCCUGGCUGUGCAACAAAUCCUGAAACGUACAAAAAGUCUGCGGAUAGAUCUUAAAAUGAUCUAUUUGGUGUAGAAUUUUAAAUAAUCACUGCCAAA
This is a messenger RNA of Linepithema humile (Argentine ant), 1646 nucleotides long. It is a transcript of the gene Ssl1, whose product is annotated as general transcription factor IIH subunit 2 Ssl1. Gene Ontology annotation, biological process: regulation of transcription by RNA polymerase II; nucleotide-excision repair; DNA-templated transcription. Lineage: Eukaryota; Metazoa; Arthropoda; Insecta; Hymenoptera; Formicidae. Gene Ontology annotation, cellular component: transcription factor TFIIH core complex; transcription factor TFIIH holo complex. The record is from RefSeq and is a predicted model, not a curated record. Gene Ontology annotation, molecular function: zinc ion binding.